GAAGAGUGCCAGUCUGCAAGUGAUUGCCGUUCAGAUCUCGUUUGCUAAAACAUUGUGGGAUCAUACAGAUGUGAAUGUGCAUUAGGCUAUGUUCUAGACGCCAGUUCUCAGAAUAUUGCAAUGGAUGCAAUAUGUGUUGACGUUGAUGAAUGUGUGAACAGUGUACAGUCUCUUGGCUGUAGUACCUUCUCAAACUGUAUAAACUUCGAAGGUUCUUUCUUCUGCACUUGUAAGGAGGGAUACUUAGGAGAUGGACGCACUUGCAAAGGAAGGACAGAGGUGUUUGAAAUGGUGUGCCGCAAUCGCGGAGGACUGUUGUCAAUGUGCGAUAAGAGUGGCAAUUACAAGUGCAAAUGUGACAAGGGUCAUGUUUACGACAGCCAAACACAAACCUGCCGACGAAUAGUUUAAACUGCCAGAUUCAAUUCUCCACGCUGAGCCGGGUAGAAACUGAGCACUAGAAGUUGGAGUCAGUCUAUUUUAUUUCAGAAGGACUGUUAUAAUCGUUGGUCAAGGCAUAAGUUUCACGACGCUAGAUACAUUGAUGUAGUAUGAGACUGCUUUCGUCCCAUAUUAGGGGGAGCUAAAUGGCUCAAUGUGCCACAGGUUUUGCUAAGUUUCAUAAAUUCCUUUUUGAUGCCGUGCUCAACAGCACAUUUAAUACGGCCAAAAGUGCUAGAUUUAGCCGGAAAACCAAAACGCCUGUGACAUGUCGAUUUCAAUGAUCUCUUUCAUUUACUGAUCAAAAGUCGAUUUGUUUGCAAGGAAAAAACACCUCCCUGUUUUCAUUACAAACUUGAUAAAGGAAAUAAAUCUUGACGCUAACAUCUGCUCGAGCAACUAGCGAAGCGAUUUAGAAUUUGAUCCUACCCCGUUAAUACGGCCAUCUUAUUUAUUUAGCUCGUUGGUAACCGUUUUAACCGGGUUCGACUUUAUUUACUCGACUUUAAAAAACUUAAAAACCAGAUGCUAUUGAAUCAGUAGUUGAAGUGGUGGAUUUUUAUCAAGCCGCUUCAUGGGUUGGUAAAUAUCGACUGCUAUCGCCAUUGUGGCACAUGGCACUAAAUGGCCAACGGACCACACCAUAACCUUAUUUCGAAUACUAUAUAUGCUCAAUAGCACUGGUACUAAACUACUAAAACAGUGACCGCGAAUAGCAUUUUUUACUUCCGUAGUGUACAUUUAACUUAAUUAUAGCCUGGAGUAGGCUUUAUGAACAUUAUUAUGCAUACGUUUAACCCGUAAGGGUUUGAAUUUUUGACCAGAUAUGACUCACGGUAUUUGUGGAGAUUUGUAACUGGGAUGUAUUCCUUCAAAUUAAAGGCAGGUUUA
This is a messenger RNA of Stylophora pistillata, 1332 nucleotides long. RefSeq lists its product as uncharacterized. The record is from RefSeq and is a predicted model, not a curated record. NCBI's taxonomy places the organism in Eukaryota, Metazoa, Cnidaria, Anthozoa, Scleractinia, Pocilloporidae.